This is a messenger RNA of Cokeromyces recurvatus, 1101 nucleotides long. Its product is annotated as kinase-like domain-containing protein. The transcript is spliced from 7 exons. Gene Ontology annotation, molecular function: protein serine/threonine kinase activity; ATP binding. The coding region runs from base 1 to 1101 and encodes 366 amino acids. Gene Ontology annotation, biological process: protein phosphorylation; intracellular signal transduction. The record is from RefSeq and is a predicted model, not a curated record. Lineage: Eukaryota; Fungi; Mucoromycota; Mucoromycetes; Mucorales; Mucoraceae. Gene Ontology annotation, cellular component: cytoplasm.
AUGACAACCGUCAAUACUAAAUCACCUAGUAAAGCGACCGAUCAGAAGAAAGAAGCAACUUCAGUUGUCAUAGAAACACUUGGGGCCACCACAUCAGAGACGAAGGAAGGUUUAAGAAAGAUAAAUCAUUAUUUAUUACAACAAGAGAUAGGACAUGGUACCUUUGGUACUGUUCAUCUUGGCAUCCAUACUGUGACCAAUAAGAAAUAUGCUAUUAAAGAGUUUAGUAAAUUACGACUUAAGAGAAAAAAACAAUUAGCCAUGUUAAGACAACAUCACAGAGGCAAAGUGUUGGGAGAACAACUUGGUUCGAAUAAUCCAUUAGACCUUGUUCGUUCUGAAGUAGCUAUUUUAAAAAAAUUAAACCAUCGUAAUGUAAUUCAACUAUAUGAGAUCCUAGACGACCCUACUCAUGAUUCUCUCUAUAUGGUGAUGGAAAUGGCGCAUAAAGGUGUAAUUAUGCAUAUUAAUCUAAAUCAAUCUGCUACACCUUAUACUGAAAAAAUCUCUCGAUUUUAUUUUAGACAAAUGAUACUUGGUAUAGAGUAUUUGCACUAUAACGACAUUGUUCAUAGAGACAUUAAACCGGAUAAUCUCUUAUUAGCUGAUAAUAAUGUACUAAAAAUCGUUGAUUUUGGAGUAUCUGAAAUGUUUGUAAAGGGAGAUGAUGCACUUCAAUCUACAGCAGGUAGUCCAGCAUUUAUGCCUCCCGAACUAUGUACAGCCAAAAGGAAUCCUGUCGUAUCAGGUAAAGCCGCGGAUAUUUGGUCAAUGGGUGUUACCCUUUAUUGCUUAGUUCAUGGUCAUGUCCCAUUCGCAAAUGAUAAUAUAUUGGAUUUAUAUAAAAUGAUUGAAUGUGACCCGCAAAACUUGAGUCCAUCUUUGAUAGAUCUUUUACAAAGACUAUUAGAAAAGGAUCCAUCAAAAAGAAUUCUAAUGCAAGAAUUAAGGAAUCAUCCAUGGGUGACUCAUGAUGGACAGGAACCCAUGAUAUCUCAAGAAGAAAAUUGUCAUUCUGUUUUGUCAGAAAUCACAGAUGAAGAUAUUCAAAGUGCUAUUACAAGUGUAAGCCAUAUCUUUACAGUUGUAAGUGUCAUUUGA